Molecule: messenger RNA, 635 nt
Organism: Pelobates fuscus (common spadefoot toad)
Lineage: Eukaryota; Metazoa; Chordata; Amphibia; Anura; Pelobatidae
Gene: MAGOH
Product: mago homolog, exon junction complex subunit
Exons: 5
Coding region: 75-515 (146 amino acids)
Biological process (GO): RNA splicing
Cellular component (GO): exon-exon junction complex; catalytic step 2 spliceosome; nucleus
Source: RefSeq, a predicted model, not a curated record
CAAGUGACGCAUUUCCCAGUGGCCGCAGUCUCCCUGUGAUUUCGUCACUGAGCAGCGCGAGCAGAGCAGUCGCCAUGGGCAGCGAUUUCUACCUGCGGUAUUAUGUGGGUCACAAGGGCAAGUUCGGCCACGAGUUCCUGGAGUUCGAGUUCCGGCCAGACGGGAAGCUUCGUUAUGCAAACAACAGUAAUUACAAGAAUGAUGUGAUGAUCAGAAAGGAGGCCUAUGUACAUAAAAGUGUGAUGGAGGAACUAAAGAGGAUCAUUGAUGACAGUGAAAUCACAAAAGAAGACGAUGCACUGUGGCCCCCUCCAGACAGAGUGGGACGGCAGGAGCUGGAAAUAGUGAUUGGCGAUGAACACAUCUCUUUUACCACAUCAAAAAUCGGGUCCCUCAUAGAUGUGAAUCAAUCAAAGGACCCAGAAGGACUACGCGUUUUCUACUACCUGGUGCAGGACCUGAAAUGUUUGGUCUUUAGCCUUAUUGGACUACACUUCAAAAUUAAACCCAUUUAGCUUACUGCUUCCUUAUUUUGUUUUGUUCAUUUUUGGAUGCUGCGCGAAAGGUUUUUUUGCUUUUAAUGUUUAGUAUUUUUUAUUUCUAUGACUCUUUAAUAAAAUGUUGGUAAAACAUGA